AUGAAUGUUGGGGGAAAAUUUUCAAGUGGUAUUUUAUUUUUAAAUUUUAAUCAAGAUUACAGUUGUAUUGCAGUUGGAACACCAGAAGGUUAUAAAAUUUUUAACUCAGAUCCAUAUACAUUAUAUUAUACUCAAAACAAUGGAGGCGUUGGAUUGGUAGAGAUGUUAUUUUCAACAAGUCUAGUAUCAAUUGUAGGAUCAGGUGAUAAUAAUACUAGUCAAAGAAGGUUAAUCAUUAAUAAUAUAAAAAACAAUGUACCUAUUUGCGAUUUAAACUUUGUUACAGCAAUUUUAUCAGUUAAAAUGAAUAGAAAAAGAAUUGUUGUAAUUAUGGAAACUAAAAUUCAUAUUUAUGAUAUAAAUAAUAUGAAGUUACUCGAGACUAGAGAAAUCGCGCCAAAUCCAAAAGGUUUAUGUGCACUAUCACCAUCCAAUACAAAUUAUAUAGUUUAUCCAGCCAGUCAAAACAAUGGUAAUAUUUUAGUUAUGGAUAUUUUAACAUUAGAAACAGUCAAUCUUAUUCAAGCACACAAAUCUCAAAUCAGUGCACUAGCAUUAAGCCAAGAUGGCACACUUUUAGCAACAGCAAGUGAUAAAGGUACAGUUAUUCGUGUAUAUACAUUACCCAAUGCAACCAAGUCAUUGUCAUUUAGACGUGGUAGUAUCCCAGCAAUUAUCCACUCUAUGACUUUUUCACUAGACAGUAAAUAUCUUUGUGUUUGCAGUGACACUGGUACUAUUCACAUAUUUAAAAUCGAUUUCAAUAAUAAUAGCAACAAUAGCAAUGGUAAUAACACGAAUGUUAGUAACAGUGGUAGUGGUGGUGUAUAUGGUUUAGCGAAUGGUUUAACAUCAAAAAUGUCAUCUUAUUUACCCGAAGUAAUCUCUCAAGUUUGGGAACCCUCCAGAGAUUUUGCCCGUAUUAAAAUUCCAGCAGGAAUACCCUCAAUUUGUGCUUUAUCUCAAAAUAAUAAAACAGUGAUGGUAUUAACUGCUGACGGACUCUAUUUACAAUUUAAUUUUGAUGAAUCUAUAGGCGGCGAAUUAAAAUUAUCAAAAGAAUUUUCAUUAUUAACUGAUCAACAAGAUGAAUUUUCUGCAAAAAUAUUAUAA
Molecule: messenger RNA, 1113 nt
Organism: Dictyostelium purpureum
Lineage: Eukaryota; Evosea; Eumycetozoa; Dictyosteliales; Dictyosteliaceae
Exons: 3
Coding region: 1-1113 (370 amino acids)
Biological process (GO): protein localization to phagophore assembly site; nucleophagy; autophagy of mitochondrion
Cellular component (GO): cytosol; extrinsic component of membrane; phagophore assembly site membrane
Molecular function (GO): protein binding; phosphatidylinositol-3,5-bisphosphate binding; phosphatidylinositol-3-phosphate binding
Source: RefSeq, a predicted model, not a curated record